UUCAUAUAAUGAAUGAUUGAUAAUGAAAUAUUUAUUGUAAAAGUUUAUCGUGUUUAGAACGUAACCUAAAAUUAUUUAAAUCUCCAUAUGGUCCCUUUUCUAAAAGUGGAUAAGAGGGAGUGGAUUGUAACAGCCCUUGAUCAUUGUUCUCACGAUCAAAGAUGCAAAUGUGUUUUCCCACGGGUCUUCUAGGUUAUUUACAACUUGAAUCUGGCUCUUUUUAGGAGUAAAACAAAAGCAGGGGUAACUCAUUGCAAAUGAAAGGAUACGUAUUAUAGAUGAGCUUGUUAUGUUGACUUGUUGUUAUAUAUCAAAUUUGGACAAGUGCUCAGAAUUAUAAUGCAGUUAACACCUGACUGAUUGAUUUCUUUUUGAACAUUUUCCGAUAUUUUCAAGAUGAAUAAUCAACAGUUAUAUGUUUCCCAGGCAGGCUAUGGAUACACAAUAGAAGCAUUGGCAGACCCACAUUAUGAACACUGUACACCUCAGGCCCAAAAUGGCCACAGUGGACAUUUUACUGAUGCAAGAUAUAUGUUACAAAAUGAUGAAAAUUUGUAUCAGGGACAAGAAAACGUCUGUUCGACACGUAGAAACCUAAAUGGUCAUAUGGCUCAAGGCGGGUAUGAAAAUCCCGUAGACUUGUCUAGUAAAUUGAUCAAUGUGAACGGUUAUAUUAAGAGUGAAUCUGUACAAAAUGGAGGUUAUCAACGAGAAAGGACACCCAUUAUGGGCAGUCAUAGGGAACAAGAUCCUCCUCAUAUGGGUAUGGGGUCACUGACUCCUCCGGAGAAGUCAGAAUAUGACACAGUUGCCAUGUCAACCACAAGUCCACUCAACAGUAUGCCACCACAACAGACCUUAGUGGCACCUCCAAGUCCCAAAUCAACUCCGUCCCCUAGAAAUUUAAUGUACCCCUCGAGCUUUCAAAUGGAUCACAGAAGUCAGUGUCAAGAUCAAAGAUUAACCAGGGAAGCUAUGAGACAGUAUGCCAAAGAUCGGGGAGACCAAAUACUUGUGAUAUUACAUGCAAAAGUAGCUCAGAAAUCUUAUGGCAAUGAAAAAAGGUUUUUCUGUCCUCCUCCAUGCAUUUAUUUAUUUGGGAAUGGUUGGAAACGGAAAAAAGAACAAAUGGAAGCAGAAGGAGCUACAGAAACCGAAUCUACUGUAUGUGCCUUUAUGGGAAUUGGUAAUCCUGAUCAAGAAAUGGUGCAGCUUAAUUUGGAGGGCAAAAAUUAUUGUGCAGCUAAGACAUUAUAUAUAUCUGACUCGGACAAAAGAAAACAUUUCAUGUUGUCUGUUAAACUGUUUUAUGGUAAUGGACAAGAUAUUGGUGUGUUUUCUAGCAAACGUAUAAAAGUCAUAUCAAAACCAUCUAAGAAGAAACAGUCAUUGAAAAAUGCUGAUUUAUGUAUAGCCUCAGGGACACAAGUGGCAUUAUUUAACCGACUGAGAUCACAGACGGUCAGUACUAGAUACCUCCAUGUAGAAAAUGGUAACUUCCAUGCCAGCUCUACACAAUGGGGAGCUUUCACUAUACAUUUAUUGGAUGACAAUGAAGGUGAAUCAGAAGAAUUUACUGUACGUGAUGGUUAUAUACAUUAUGGUUCUACUAUAAAACUUGUGUGUUCUGUAACAGGCAUGGCUCUACCUCGACUAAUUAUAAGAAAAGUAGAUAAACAGACUGCCAUAUUAGAUGCAGAUGACCCUGUCUCUCAGCUUCAUAAAUGUGCAUUUUACAUGAAGGAUUCAGAAAGAAUGUAUCUGUGUUUAUCACAGGAGAGAAUAAUACAGUUCCAGGCAACACCAUGUCCGAAAGAACUGAACAAAGAAAUGAUAAAUGAUGGUGCUUCUUGGACAAUUAUCAGCACAUCUAAAGCAGAAUAUACCUUUAAUGAAGGCAUGGGACCAAUAAAGUCCCCUGUCACACCUGUUCCUGUUGUUAGCAGUUUACGGUUAAAUGGUGGUGGUGAUGUCGCCAUGUUAGAACUCCAUGGAGAAAAUUUUAUACCAAAUAUGAAAGUAUGGUUUGGUGAUGUGGAGGCUGAAACUAUGUUCAGGUGUGAUGAGAAUAUGUGUUGUGUUGUCCCAGAUAUAUCAGCAUUUAGGGCUGGUUGGAGAUGGGUUAGACAACCUUUAGGGGUUCCGGUGUCAUUAGUGAGAAGUGAUGGAAUUAUAUACUCUACUGGACUGACUUUUACAUAUACUCCAGAACCUGGUCCACGACAACAUUGUCGAGACAUUGAUCGGGUAUUACACGGAAAUUCAUUCAGUCCAGACUCGACAUCUUCCGCUAAUUUUAGCAACCAAGUGUAAUAAAUGGCAAUUUCUUCCAAUAUUUCGUAGUGCUUAAACAACGGUCUGCUUCCCCUGGAAGACAACCAUGCAGACAAAAUACAAUCAUGUGAUGAUCAUGUGAUCCAAGAGAAAUACCAUGUAGUUUUGAAACCUUGUAAUACUGCUGGAUAUUCAAGAAAAAGAAGUAGUGAUCAUGCGUUCAAAAGCAUUCUUCAAGACUACCAUGUACUGGAAUUGGAAGUUAUUGAGAACAUUUGUAUGAUAAUUGUCAAAAACCCUUUUGUAGCUGUCGAUGUACAGUUUGUAAUUUGUUAUUGAUGAUUUGUCACAUGACUACAAUGUAAUAUUUGACAGACAAUGUUUAUGAAUAUUUCUGACAUAUUAAUGUGAUAAUUAAUUAUGAAUUAUAGAAAUCAUUAGAUUUCACAAUAGAAUGUAUAUUUAAAAUUUAAUAUCUCUAAAUAUUUCAUUGGCAGCAUUUACUUACUUUGUAAAAAUAAGUCAUUCAGACAAAUUCUUUGAAGACUUUUUAUGGUUGUUUGAACAGAGAUGCCAGUUCUGAUAUUUAAUUUGUACAAGUUUUCUUCUAUAUGUACAAGAUGUUAUUUCUUGGUCACACUUUUGUUUUUUAUCAGGAUAACUUUAUAUUCUUACUUCAGAUUCAUUUAUUAUUUCAUCGAUACUAAUUUUUGUGGUUUGAAUGAAAAUGGUAUUUUCGUGAAUAUUGAAUUCCUGGUUUUGCUGAAACCUGCAUGUAUGCCAAUAGAACAUUUGUACUUGGCUAAACAUUUGUGGUAACUAUACACUUGGAGUUUAUAGCUUAACAUUUGUGGUAUCUAUACACUUGGAGUUUAUGAAAAUUUGUAUCCAACAAAUAAUAAUGAAUCUGCAGUUACUUUUAUAAAGGAUUAAGUGUUUUAUUGAAUUGAAAGUCUGAUUUGUAGGAAAACCCAAUCUGAGAACAAUUGUAUGAACAAAAAUAUUAAAUUUGAUAUUCACAGCUGUUAUGUUAAAUAGAUAAAUGUCUGUGUAAACAGGCAGAAACUAUAAAAUUUCACAUUCCAAAAGGCAAAAUGGCCACUUUUUAAAAGUAAAGAAUCAAUAGGGCUAAAUCAUGAAAACAAAUGUCAUCAAAUUAAAUAGGUGUCACAAUGAAAGUGAUGCACACAAAAUGCACUAGAAACUGUUAACCUCAUAUGAUUGUUUUUUGUUUGUUUGCCAUUAUAAGUGCCUUCACAAGGUGUCAAUAAUAUACAUUUUUUAAAAACUGACACAUCUAUGAUCAUACGACUAGAUUUGUACAUAGAGAAACUUUCAGUGUUCAAAGACUGCAGGUUAAACUUAAC
Molecule: messenger RNA, 3641 nt
Organism: Mytilus trossulus (common blue mussel)
Lineage: Eukaryota; Metazoa; Mollusca; Bivalvia; Mytilida; Mytilidae
Product: recombining binding protein suppressor of hairless-like
Exons: 14
Coding region: 397-2313 (638 amino acids)
Biological process (GO): regulation of transcription by RNA polymerase II
Cellular component (GO): nucleus
Molecular function (GO): DNA-binding transcription activator activity, RNA polymerase II-specific; RNA polymerase II cis-regulatory region sequence-specific DNA binding
Source: RefSeq, a predicted model, not a curated record